AUGUCAUCUGUUGGCAGUGUUCUCAUACGUCGGGGCGGCGAGUUGAUUUCCGCUCGGCUCCAAUCCCGCCAACAGCCUGCAACGCAAUUGCUGGGCUUCCUAGUUGUCAUUUUUACGGUCCUUGCAUUUAGUAUGGCAAUAUUCUGGGUUGACUACACCUGCACCCAGGUUAUUGGGACUCUGGCCGCGAUCGAAGGCUCGAACCCCAAUACCUAUAUUCGCCUCGAUCGCGAAGAUUCUAACGGUCCCUGCGAUCCUCAUGACCCCGAGGCCAUGGCUGCAUCAACCAAUAAGCCCAUCACUAGCGGGCUACGCUCGGCCAUUGACCACCUACGCGCCCGUGGUGGCAUCUGGUCGUGCUUCCGUGGAUUUCGUAUGUAUCUGGCCUUCACAACCCUCGACAUGGGCGUGGGCUUUCUACUUCCAGUGACUUUACCGGUUCCUAUCGACUCUCUCAUCAGUUCAUUUCUGGGGCUGUUCGUCGUUAGCAUGUUUCUGGCUACUUGGCACAUGGCUUGGGUUCAUCUUGUGAUCGCCGAUCAAUCUCCAAGGAGCUCCUACCGGCGUAUGCUUGGCCUCCGGCAUUGGCCUAGAAUUGCUCCUGCGGCUGCUUUGUACAAUUUCCUAAUGUCCGUAACUUUCUCUCUGCCUACAGCCGCUGCAAGGCUCGCUGGUGGGACCGUCAUGGGCGUUGCUGGCAAUUGGAAAGAUACAGGGCGUCUCGAUUUCAUAGUCAUUAGCAUUCUCUCCGCUAUAUUCUACCUAUUGGCUUCUAUUCCCGCCAGGGGAAUAUUCACUCGUGUGGCUGCCUCUAUGCUGCCCGAGGAGGAUGACCCGAUCGUGCCUUUUGACCGGCUUUUUGGCGGCAAGGUGAAACCCGAAAAUGUGGGUGGCAGCGGCAAGCUCAGCAUUCGAGAUGCCUGGACUAGCUUUGAAUGGGGGGCUCGCAUUCGCUACGUUAAAAUCAUCCUGAAGGCUUUUGCCAUUGAGGUUGCAAUAGGUGUAGUUGGGAUCCUUUUCUUCGGCCUUAUUUAG
Aspergillus nomiae NRRL 13137 is the source of this 1035-nucleotide messenger RNA. RefSeq lists its product as uncharacterized. The record is from RefSeq and is a predicted model, not a curated record. Bases 1 to 1035 code for a protein of 344 amino acids. The transcript is spliced from 2 exons. NCBI's taxonomy places the organism in Eukaryota, Fungi, Ascomycota, Eurotiomycetes, Eurotiales, Aspergillaceae.